Messenger RNA from Suricata suricatta (meerkat), 907 nucleotides. It is a transcript of the gene B2M, whose product is annotated as beta-2-microglobulin. Bases 41 to 397 code for a protein of 118 amino acids. The record is from RefSeq and is a predicted model, not a curated record. NCBI's taxonomy places the organism in Eukaryota, Metazoa, Chordata, Mammalia, Carnivora, Herpestidae. Gene Ontology annotation, biological process: antigen processing and presentation of exogenous peptide antigen via MHC class II; peptide antigen assembly with MHC class II protein complex; positive regulation of T cell activation. Gene Ontology annotation, cellular component: MHC class II protein complex; MHC class I protein complex. Gene Ontology annotation, molecular function: MHC class II protein complex binding. The transcript has 4 exons.
CGGGCCGGCCAGUUUCACUUGUGGUGCGGCUCUGCUAGCGAUGGCGCGCUCCGCGGUCGUCGUCCUACUCGGGCUGCUCUGUCUGUCCCACCUGGAUGCCAUCCAGCAUUCUCCAAAGGUUCAGGUCUACUCCCGGCACCCAGCAGAGAAUGGAAAGCCAAAUUUCCUGAACUGCUAUGUUUCGGGGUUCCAUCCACCACAAAUUGAUAUCAGCUUGUUGAAGAAUGGAGAGAAAAUAAAAGCGGAACAGACAGAUCUGUCCUUCAACAGGGACUGGACUUUCUACCUUCUGGUCCACACUGAAUUUACUCCCACUGUCGAAGAUAAGUAUAGCUGCCAGGUGAAUCACACAACGCUCAGUGAGCCCAUGGUCGUUUUGUGGGAGCCAGACAAGUAACCAGCAUCACAGAGGUUUGAAGAUGGUGCGCCUAAAUUGGACUAAUCCCCAAUCCUGAGUUCUUUUUAAUGUUGAUAGGCUUUUAUGUUUAAUGCAUACAAAUUAUAAAGUUAUGUUGAUGAUAAUACAAAUAUGAUCUACAUGAUAACUCUCCAGUGGGCACUGACUGUGCAUUAUAUUUGACCUGUCUGGUCAUGUAGAUAUAGUUACAGGACUAGAAGCUUAGAGAACUGAACUCUUAGCCAGAGCUGAACUCUUUAGUCUCUUCACUCAAAACUGAAUAAGAAUAUACCUAUGCAUGUUUAGAAUUAACUUCCAAUUUGCAUACCUUGCUGAGAAUUGGGAAAUGUUUUGAAAGAUAAUUGUCAAAUUAUUGGAAAUCUGUUAUAGUGGACAAGACAUUUCCUAUAUAAAAUUCCUAUUUACUUCUUACACGUUGGAACCAUUGUUGCAUAUAAUUUGACUUCUGUUGAUUUUGUUUCACUAAGUAAAACAAUGUUAAAAACUUAA